Molecule: messenger RNA, 899 nt
Organism: Pocillopora verrucosa
Lineage: Eukaryota; Metazoa; Cnidaria; Anthozoa; Scleractinia; Pocilloporidae
Source: RefSeq, a predicted model, not a curated record
AUCGAAAGAAGCUUAAAGAUGCCAAAACUAAUUAUGGGGUUGUAUGAUGAUAUUGAUAACGUGGCGUUGGCGGCAUCACCCCAGAGUUUCAUUGGAUACAAUGACUGGAGAGGGAAGAAAAAAGCAAGACCUCAGAUAUUACAUGAAGAAUUGUCAGAGAAAGUAGCAGAGGUUUAUGACAUGCAGCAAUUUGCGUGGCUUGCAAGGUCUGAGUGGAAAACUUUUAAACAGGAUCUUGAAGAGAUUGGAAAUAGUAUGAAGAAGUAUCAUUACAAAGCCUUUGAUGACAUCUUUGGCCAAGACACCGUAGAGGUUGAUCGUCCUGGGGCAAAGACCCAAGAGAACAAGUCUGGGAAGGCUUACUUCACAAAAGAGAAGGUGCGUGACGCAGUUGAAUGUGUGAGCUGUGGCAAGUGGAGGUGCGUGUAUGCUCCAACUAAACCGCCUCGUGCAAGCACGGAUCAAUUCCAUCAGGCUGUAGAUACCCUUAUGUACACUUGCGGAGCUCCAAUCCUCCCAGAAGGACAUCCUGUAGCAGAAAUCUUCAUCGUACGCCAGGAUAUUUCAUGCAGUGAUCCAGUGGAAAAGCAGUAUUAUUCGUGCAAAAACUUUGACCUGAUCUGUUGCAGAUGUGGAAGCACAGAACCCGAUGCACUAGUGAAUGAAGAGAUGAAGCGCCAAUACAAAGUGGUUAACCCUGUUUGUCGGGCCUGCUCGGAAAAGGGUGCCAAGCCUGUUGUCUCCGCCCCGAAAACAGUGACAGCAUCCGCCGGAAAGAAGAAGAAGAAACCUUGAAUGCAACUUCGUGUUAGAACUAAACUUUCAUGAUCAUCAGUCGCCCCCACUAUGAGAUUGAAACUGACAAGCAAGACUGUUAGAAAGUUACUGUUUAAUGAAGA